UUCUCUGGAAUUUCUCGCUGGGUGUAACUUUUGCCCUCAGACCGGUAGUUGAGUCUCACGUCGGGGCCUCGGGAAGCGGUGACUGGGUGAGGAAUGAACGCGACUUCUCGCGCGACCGGCGUUACCUCUGAAAAAUAAGCGUGUCGUUUAAGCGGCCGGCGACCCAAAAGCAGGCGUUUCGCCUCGCCGCCCGGGAAUAAUGCUCGCGGAGGGCAUGAAAGUGCCAGAGUUCGCGGGAAGCUAACAGGCUACACAGCCACACCCUCCCCGCCGCUUCCUGAUACGCAAGAUGUAGCGGGAGACUACAACCGACGCGCGAGAGUCUCAGCAGCGACCGGAGUUCGUUACCAAAACCGCGUUCAACGUCAAGAGAAUGGCAAGCAAAAGCGAAACCGUCCGCCACCGGACACCCGACGCUUUCCCGCUGGAGAGGGCGUGCGGACAAUAGAUAUGCAUAAGGAACCGAGUUUGCCCACAGAACUUGGAUCGUGUGCGAAAAAGAAACGGCUGAAAGUCGUUCGGGGACGUUUUAUGAAUCGCCGAGGCGUCCUGGGAUGAUGGAGCAGCGGCGGCGGGGCGCCCGCGCGUCUCCCGCUUCGGGUCAAUAUAUCAUCAGAAGCAGCAGAAGCGUCGCAUUCGCGGCAGGACACGCGUUCAAAUGCAUGUAAUAACGCGCGCGAGGCGAUGAAAACCUGAAACGACCGAUUCCACACAGCAAAAGUAGCGAUUCUGGAAGUCAACCUGCACUUUGCCCCCUCGCCCGGGCAUCUUCUCGUACACAGCACUGCAGAAAAGAGUGUGUGUGUGUGCUUUUUGGUUUCUUCGCAUUGCUGGAGCGACAUUGACAACCUGUGAAACUGAUCAGACUGUAGCCUACCUUAUCCGAGGUAGUUGUGAAUUCUAUUCUGUGUUCGUUUUUCUCAUCAUGCACACCUAAAAUCCGAUUAUUUAAACGCUGGGCGAUUCAUUUGAAGGGAUAUUUAAUUACAGCUCUCAUCAGUCGGCCGCGUUGCAAAUCCAGAUAUUUUUCUAAAGUACUUCUCUUAUUGGUGCAUCGAGUGAAGUUUCAUGUUAUUUAGAGUUUUCGACUUUUUUCUGAAGGACGUUAUUGGCCAGUUUCGCUCUCUCUGAGAAGGUGUGGGAACUUUAUCGUUUUUUUUUUUUUUGUACUGAAGAAAAUGACAUAAAUCGCAUGUUCGCGCAGGAGAACGUACGUCGCGAUCUUUAUUUUGAACAUUAGCGCGACCACACUACUAUGGCUAGUAGUGGCUCGGGAAAAUCAGAUAGCGAGGUUUCCACCAGCAUCCUUAGCGGAAGCUUGCAACAAAGGAAGAGACUUUCAUCCGUCUGCGACGCAUGCAAGAGCAAAAUGCAGCUGGUGGCGGAGCUGCUCCUGUUGUCCAGCGAGACCAGGCCGGUGGUGAACGCCGACGGGAUGCCCGUGGCGGAGACGUUCGAGAAAUGCCGCGACACGGUGAUCGCGCGAACCAAGGAGCUAUCGAUCAUCGUUCACGAUAUCCAGAGCCAGCUCAACAUGGGGAAGUUCGUGGAGGUCGGCGACCGACUGGGCGAGAUGGGCGACUUGGUGGUCUCUCUGACCGAGUAUUCGGCGCACGCCGCUUACCUGGCGGCGGUGGAGAUCCCGGGUUCCCAAGCUGCCGUUUCCGGUCUGGUUGACCGCUACAAAGUCACCCGAUGCCGACACGAAGUGGAGCAAACGUGCAACGUCCUCCGCCUGACGGCUCUGGCCGACCUGACUCCGCAGCUCCUUCUGGAAGUCUCGCAGAACAUCCUGAAGAACCUCACCGCGCUUACGGACGCCUCCUCUCUGGCCAGUGAUAAAUCCAAGGACAGGUUUGCCAGGGAGCAGUUCAAAGCCGGCGUCAAGUGCAUGAGCACGAGCGCCACGGCUCUUUUGGCGUGCGUGCGCGAGCUGAAGGCCUGCCCGAGCGACCUGACCCGGAACCGCUGCGUGCUUUUCAGCGGGCCGCUCGUGCAGGCCGUGCACGCCUUGGUGGGCUUCGCCACCGAGCCGCAGUUCCUCGGCAAAGCCGCCGCCAUCCCCCCCGAGGGCAAAGGGGUGCAGACGGCUGUUCUGGGCGGCGCCAUGAGCGUGGUUUCGGCCUGCGUGCUCCUGACCCAGGGCCUCAAGGAUAUUUCGCAGCAUCCCGAGAACAGCUCCCAGAUGCCCCUCUAUCGGGAUCGGCUGAGAAACUCUGCAUGCGCCGUCUCGGACGGCUGCACACUCCUGUCUCAGGCACUAAGGGAACGAUCCUCACCUAGAACUUUACCGCCAGUUAACUCUCAUUCUGUGAAUUAAAACUCCUCCCCGGCACGUUGUUUUGAAGUACCAAAGAAUUUAAUCAGGUUCAACCCCGCAUGCGUUCUUAAAAAUAAAGGUUUGAUAAGACUGAUGAUACACGGGGGAAUUCUUUUGGGCAGCGUUGAUGUCUUUGGGAAGCCAGGUG
Messenger RNA from Puntigrus tetrazona (Sumatra barb), 2468 nucleotides. Its product is annotated as talin rod domain-containing protein 1-like. Gene Ontology annotation, molecular function: actin binding. The transcript has a single exon. The record is from RefSeq and is a predicted model, not a curated record. NCBI's taxonomy places the organism in Eukaryota, Metazoa, Chordata, Actinopteri, Cypriniformes, Cyprinidae. The coding region runs from base 1256 to 2320 and encodes 354 amino acids.